CCAUGGCUUCCACCGACCAGUCACCGGAUCCGACACCGGCGAAGGGAUCGCCAUUAGAACCAGUUCCGGGAGCACCGAUGUCUAUGACGCAGAAGGCGGUCGACACGGGGGCCGAUAUUAUGCAGUCGCUGAAACCGAUCAACCAGUUCAGCAUGCAUGUGUGCAGCUUCGCAAUUUUCAGCCACGAUAUGAGCCGCCAGAUCGAGACCCACCAUUUCUGCUCUCGCCUCUCCGAGGACUUCGUUCAAUGUGCCGUCUACGCCUCCAACGACCGCAGAGCCCCCCUCCUUGGUGUGGAGUACAUUGUUUCGGAUAAGAUAUUUGAAACUUUUCCACCGGAGGAGCAGAAGCUUUGGCAUUCUCAUGCCUACGAGAUAAAAUCUGGGAUAUGGGUGAACCCCAGAGUUCCUGAGAUGAUCGCCAAGCCAGAGCUUGAAAACUUGGCCAAAACAUAUGGCAAGUUCUGGUGCACCUGGCAAUUUGAUCGAGGGGACAAGCUGCCAAUGGGGGCUCCAGCACUGAUGAUGUCUCCACAAUCUGUAAGUCCUGGGAUUGUGAGACCAGAGCUGCGACACGAGAGGGAUUCCAAGUACGGCAUUUCUUCUGAGAGCCUCCAGAGCUCAAGGAUGGAGAUUGAAGAGCCUCAAAUGAUCAGUCCCAUGGCAGAUUACUGGAAGCAACAUGGCAAGGGAUUCGCCAUUGACUUUGAAGUGACCGAAAUGAAACGCACAGCUCCUUUUCCUUGA
Neltuma alba is the source of this 746-nucleotide messenger RNA. RefSeq names its product oil body-associated protein 2C-like. The coding region runs from base 3 to 746 and encodes 247 amino acids. NCBI's taxonomy places the organism in Eukaryota, Viridiplantae, Streptophyta, Magnoliopsida, Fabales, Fabaceae. The transcript is spliced from 4 exons. The record is from RefSeq and is a predicted model, not a curated record.